Molecule: messenger RNA, 760 nt
Organism: Aspergillus nidulans FGSC A4
Lineage: Eukaryota; Fungi; Ascomycota; Eurotiomycetes; Eurotiales; Aspergillaceae
Exons: 3
Coding region: 51-491 (146 amino acids)
Source: RefSeq, a predicted model, not a curated record
GCAGCCAGUGACGUACUUGGACGAGAUCUUGGGCGUUGCGUUGGGCAGUCAUGCGUGUGGCGGCUUGGGCAUUCAUCAGACAUGUCGAAAUGGUUGCGAACCAGGGCUUCAGUCCGCCUGGGCCGUCCGUAUCCUUGGGUUCCAGCCUGGGGUCUUGCACUCUCAUUGGGACAUUGUUCGAUCGCAUUCCCACCAGAGCAUGCUUUUUAAGUGGAUGCGGAAUCUGUAAGAACCUAACCACUGGCCUGGGUUUGGCGGGCUUGAGAUUUUCCAGCGUUAGAGCGAGAUUGCAGAUGACCUCGACCUCGCAUCCUUUCUUCUGGUUCACCGCGAUAUCAGUGUUCCCAUUCCGGGUCAGCUGGUCAAGCUUGGUCAUUAUCACCAGCGCCAUCCAUUACUCACAACGGAGAUCUCCACGUACCACCCUCGCGAAUACUCUAUACACGCACACGGCAUAUCUUGACAGAGCCGUUGAUGGUCCGUUAUUAUAGAGCCAGGUGGCUUCUGUGCGCAUGUCCACCAGCCAAUUGCCGAUGCUUUCAUGACUGCUUGAGGCCGAAGCGCGAUGCUAGGUGUGGAUAGCACCACAUAUAAUGUCUUCUUUCCGCAUUCCAAGACACCUUGUUGUAUGACGUUUUCAUCCACUCAACAGUCGCAGCGAAUGAUAGUAGACGUGCUUCGUGCGCUUCGCUUCGCUGUUUCGAAUAGAUGGUGUCCACCGUCAUUAAGCCGAACUGCAGCAUAUGACUUCCCCCAGCGU